UCAGGCAGGGGUGCAGCGUCUCCUGCUGGCUGCAGCUGCAACUCCUGCAUCCGGGGCCUGAGAAGCAACAAAACCCAGCUCUGCAGAAGGUGGAAACAAACACCAAUAUUGACCAGGAAGAAGUCAGGAGCCCAGAGGCUGAACACCAAGGGCCCAGGGGGCAUGGAGAGAACCAGGAGGAAGCCCAGACGAAACCGAGACAGCCCCAAGACAGGCAAGCAAUUAAAGAUUCUGAAGCUGAUACAAAAGAAGGGUGUCCCCAGUUUGGGAUUUUGCGAGAGCCUACACUCCAACUUGGCAGCACGUGUACCCUGGGAACCUCUUUCAUUAGAACCUGGCGGCCCACGCGUCCUUAUCCUUCAGGUCAGGUUCCUCUGGAGAGAGAGAGAGGCAGAGGCGGCUGGUUGCCAGAUGUUAUAGACCCCGUGGACACCAUGUUGGAAGCCAGACUCCAAAGCCAGCAGAGAAGCAGCCAGAAUGGUCGGGAGACCAGCCUGUGGUCCUCAGGUUUUGGGAUGAAGCUGGAGGCUGUCACCCCUUUCUUGGGGAAAUACCGCCCCUUUGUGGGUCGCUGCUGCCAGACCUGCACCCCCAAGAGCUGGGAGUCCCUCUUCCACAGAAGCAUAAUGGAUCUAGGCUUCUGCAAUGUGAUCCAGGUGAAGGAGGAGAGCACCAGGUUUCGGGGCUGGCUGGUUCGGAGGCUCUGCUAUUUCUUGUGGUCACUGGAGCAGCACAUACCCCCCUGCCAGGAUGCCCCACAGAAGGUCAUGGAAAGCACUGGGGUUCAGAAUGUCAUCCCAGGCAGGGCCCCAGGAGGGGCUGGGGAAGGCCAGGUGCCCAGCCACGUGAAGAGAGAGGUACAGCACAUCUUGGGCCACAUCCAGGCCCCACCCCGCCCCUUCCUGCUCAGGCUGGUCAGCUGGGCACUGCUCCGGAUCCUGAACUGCCUCUUCCUGAACGUACAGCUGCACAAGGGCCAGAUGAAGAUGGUCCACAAGGCCGCCCAGGCAGGCUCGCCGCUCGUCCUCCUCUCUACCCACAAGUCACUCCUGGACGGGAUCCUACUGCCCUUUGUGCUGCUCUCCCAGGGCCUGGGCGUGCUCCGUGUGGCUUGGGAUCCCCGCACCUGUUCCCCCAUCCUCAGAGCUCUGCUGAAGAAACUUGGGGGACUUUUCCUGCCCCCAGAGGCCAACCUCUCCCUGGACAGCUCUGAGGGGGUCCUUGCAAGGGCUGUAGUCCAUGCGGCUGUGGAGCAGCUGCUGGUCAGCGGGCAGCCCCUGCUCAUCUUCCUGGAGGAGCCGCCUGGGGCUCAGGGGCCUCGGCUGUCAGCCCUGGGUCAGACGUGGCUGGGACUGGUGGUGCAGGCGGUCCAGGUGGGCAUCGUCCCAGAUGCUAUGCUGGUGCCAGUGGCCAUCACCUACGACCUGGUUCCAGAUGCACCCCGUGACACAUACCACGCCUCGGCCCCACUGGGGCUGUGGACCGGAGCUCUGGCUGUUCUGUGGAGCCUGCGAGGCUGGGGCUGCAGCCGCCGAGCCUGCGUCCGUGUGCAUCUGGCCCAGCCCUUCUCCCUGCACGAAUACACCGUCAACGCCAGAAGCUGCUGGGGCAGCAGGCAGACCCUGGAGCAGCUGCUGCAGCCCAUCGUGCUGGGCCAGUGUACCGUCGUCCCCGACACUGAGAAGGUGCAGGAGUGGACCCCAGUAACCGGGCCCCUUCUGGCCCUCAAGGAAGAGGACCAGCUGUUGGUCAGGAGGCUGAGCUGUCACGUCCUGAAUGCCUGCGUGGCGAGCUCGGCGGUGAUGAGCACGGCCAUCAUGGCAACGCUGCUGCUGUUCAAGCACCAGAAGGGCGUGUGCCUGUCACAGCUCCUGGGGGAGUUCUCCUGGCUGACAGAGGAGACGCUGCUGCGUGGCUUUGAUGUGGGCUUCUCAGGGCAGCUGCAGUGCCUGGUGCAGCACACGCUGAGCCUGCUGCGGCCGCACGUGGCCCUGCUGCGCGUCCAGCAGGGGGACUUGCUGGUGGUUCUGCGGCCAGGCCCAGGCCUCGCGCACCUGGCACGCCUGAGCUCCGAGAUGCUGCCCGCCUUCCUGAGCGAGGCCGUGGGUGCCUGUGCUGUGUGGGGGCUGCUGGUGGGCAGGGUGCUGCCUGAGGGACCCUGGGAGCUACAGGGCAUCGAGCUGCUGAGCCAGAACCAGCUGUACCACCAGAUCCUGCUGCUGAUGCACUUGCUGCCGCAGGACCUGCUGCUGCUGCAGCCCUGCCAGUCUUCCUACUGCUACUGUCAGGAGGUGCUGGACCGCCUCAUCCAGUGUGGGCUCCUAGUUGCUGAGGAGACCCCAGGCUCCCGGCCAGCCUGCGACACCGGACGGCGGCGUUUGAGUGCGAAACUGCUGUGGAAACCAAGUGGGGACUUUACCGACAGUGACAGCGACGACUUCGAGGAGGCGGAGGGCCGGUACUUCAGGCUCAGCCAGCAGUCGCGCUGCCCUGACUUCUUCCUCUUCCUCUGCCGCCUGCUCAGCCCGCUGCUCAAGGCUUUUGCGCAGGCUGCCACCUUCCUCCACCAGGGCCAGCUGCCAGAUACUGAGUCGGGCUACGCGGAGCAGCUGUUGCGGUUCUUAGAGGCCACCGCCCAGGAGGAAGGGUUCUUCGAGUGUGUGGACCCAAAUCUCGCCAUCAGUGCCGUCUGGACCUUCAGAGACCUGGGGGUGAGAGGGGCCAGUCUCUCCGCCCUUCUGUCCCCCUGCCUCCCACUCCCCUACCCUGAAAGAGCUGCUCAGGGGAGCCCAGCUGUACCCACCCUGGGAUUUCCCCAGCGUCUCCCACGAGUAGGUGUGGUGACAGUAGUUGUUGGAGAAGGUAGGACAGUUUUCCUGCCCCGCUCAGUCUCCCAAACCCCUGGGUCAUUCUGCUCCCGGGUGGGGCCCUGGGGGUGCUUUGAGAGGCAGCGUUUGCCCUCAAACACCGAGGCUUACAGGGCCACAGGUCUCACUGCAGUUUUCCAGGGGAGGGGCACAGCGCCCGUGGCAAGCGCUCAGAGCCCUUCUCUGUGGCCCAGGUGCUGCAGCAGGUGCCCAGCCCUGCAGGCCCCAUGCUCCACCUGUCCCCCACCUUUGCCAGCCGGGACAAUCAGGAAAAGCUGGAACGGUUCAUCCGGCAGUUCAUCUGUAACUAGAACUAGGAGGAGGGGCCGGCGUUGUGACCUCCCAGCCCCAGAGCACAGCUGUGCCCUGGAGCCAGAAGGCUGGCCUGGGAGGAGCUGCAAACCCUCAGCUGGACUAUAAAAUCUUUGAGGUCUGACUGCCCCUCGCCAUCUCUUGCUUUCUGCAUCCUCUGGUGUGAUAAACGAGAGGACUGGAUGAGUCCUCUUUUCCCAAGCUCA
This is a messenger RNA of Delphinapterus leucas (beluga whale), 3385 nucleotides long. The record is from RefSeq and is a predicted model, not a curated record. NCBI's taxonomy places the organism in Eukaryota, Metazoa, Chordata, Mammalia, Artiodactyla, Monodontidae.